This is a messenger RNA of Crotalus tigris (Tiger rattlesnake), 5238 nucleotides long. RefSeq names its product epithelial membrane protein 2 (gene EMP2). The record is from RefSeq and is a predicted model, not a curated record. The transcript is spliced from 5 exons. Bases 2602 to 3105 code for a protein of 167 amino acids. Gene Ontology annotation, cellular component: plasma membrane. Lineage: Eukaryota; Metazoa; Chordata; Lepidosauria; Squamata; Viperidae.
UGCUUGGACUGCAGACAUUUUAAUGAUGGGGGGAGGCAAGGAAGGGCUGUUAGCUGAAGGGUUUGGCUGAAGAGGCUGUCCUGCGUUCCCAUCCCGACAAAGGGAGUUCCCUACCUGGGGUACCUGUAACAGGUGUCCAGGUAAGGGAGAGCCACAGAGCUGCGUUUCGCCUUUUCCCUUCUCACCAUAGCAGCUUUUUUGGCAUCGGUCUAUGGUUCGAGAUUCAGAGAAAGGUCUCCUUCACACAGAAUCAGUUUGGGGGACCCUUUCCAGGCGGGGGGUGGUUCGUCUUAGCAGCUGAAUCCGUUCUUAUUGCUUUCAAACCGUGAUGAACAAUUUAGCGUGUUUUGCAAACCCUGCUAGUUGUAACCUACUCAGCAAACCUAAUUAUGGAAAGUGUGCAUAAGGUGACAUGUGAAUUAGGAUUACUGGAGAAGGAAAAUAAGGGUCAGAACAAUAAGACGAGUAGCGAGGAUUUCCAUAUGUGUAUAUAUAUUCAUGCAUGUAUAUAUGCGUAUGUGUGAAUAGUGAAUCCACCAUCCACUGCAUGCCCUCCGGUUAGGAGGCUGGGAUGUCUCUCCCGUUUCAUCUCUUCCGGAGCAGGGCUCUGUUAUCAGAAGAGGCCCAGGGAUCCAGCCUUGUCCAACCUCUGAUGUAACCAUUUGCAUCCGGGGUCUCCAGUCUAUAUUCUUGAGGGGGAGGGAAGGAAGGGCCAGGGGGUCUCUUGGCCCAAGCAUCGCUUCUCCCGAAACUCACUGGUCUCUCGGUCCCUUCUUCCCCAGUGGCCAGCCAGGUACACUGUUGGGAAGCUGGACAUUUAGGGCGCCCAAGAAGAUGGCUCCUGCUCUGGAUUACCUAAGAUGAACCCAGAAGCACAGUUUAGGGUCGCCUGGCCAGAGCCCUUGGCUGUAAGCCAAGGGGCCUCCACUUUGCUUCCAUAAGUGCUGCGUCCAGAUUUUUUUCUGCCUUCCUUCCUUCAAAGUGGAUGCAGUUGGAAUCACUGCUGUUUGAGUAGUUUUACAAGAGACAUCUCAAGACUGUUUUGCAAUAUUUUUUCUUCAAUUUGCAUUCCUGCCUGUUUUCCGUGCAUUGCUUUGAUUGGUAGAUCAUAGCUUGUAAGCUUUCCAAGAGCAUCUGGCUGCCUGCUCUUGGAAGCAGCUUCUUUUUCUUUAGAACAAUUUUACUUCUUUAAAUAAAACUGCCCAGAUUGAAUGGAUCAGGCCAGGGCAUAAAUCAGUUGACUGAUCAAUCUAAUCAGAGUGAACUGGCCUGGAUGUGGGCUUGGCAUGUUGGGCAAACCAGCCCUUGUCGUCUGUCAACGGUGGCUUAAGGAGAUGCAGGGUGCCUCCUACACCUUUAGGUGUGUUUAAAACGGCAUUGUAAGAUUUUAUUACACCGAGUAUCAUCCAUCUUUCCCUGGCCCAGCGCAGACAAAACAACGAGCAGCAGGUAAACGGAAGAGGAAGCAGGUGGCCAGCAAGAAAACAUAAGCAGAACCAGACAACCCUGUUUUAUCACAAGGCAGCUUGCUGCACUCGUUGCUGGCGGGGCCUUUUUGUCAUUUCAGGGAGCCAGGAUCCUGGCUUAAAGUUCUCCUCCGGCCACUCCCUGGUUGGGCAAACAGACGUUUCUCAGGCAGGGCUCCCGACUGAGGAAAAAGGCAUUCUGGGACUGGCCGUCGCUGCAUGGCUCUCCAGGCAGCCCGCCCACCAGUGCUGUUCUGGAAGGCUUUGAUAGGAAGGUCCCCCUUUCACAAGAUGCCCUUUAGGUGUGGCCACACAAACUGGGCAUUGUGAGAAGGAGAAUUUUGGCCCUCUCCCUCUCUCUCCCUAGUCCCUCUCCCCACUGCCAUUUCCUUCCCUCUGCUCUGCAAUCUCCCAGCUGUGGAUGCUGUACUCCCCCCUCCCCCGAAGUGGCAUUAGGUCAAGGACAGCAAAUUGCAUCCUGGAGGCUGGAUCUUCCGAGUCUCAAGUCUUCCUCUUCUUAGCCAACAGUAGCGUUUCAAUCCUCUGCCCUUUUUCAGAGGGGGCAUCAAAUCUGCCUUCUCUGCGUGGUUCAGUGGCACCACCACCAGUGACCCAACAGCUAAUAGCGAGAAUGGUUUACAAACAAAGCUCCAAACUGCACAAUAUACAAAAAGCAAACAGUCUCUUCCUUGGAGACCAGCGGGCCCAACCCGGGACCCGCAUGAAGGGCAGCUGACCUUCUGAGCAUCAGCUCCUUUUAAAGCAGCCCCUCCCAAAUCCUCAGGUGUGGCCCCAGAGCUGCUCCACCAAGUUGUAGAUCUUUUAAUGUGACAGAAGCAGGGUGAGUAAUUCCACUAAUGUACCUAAGGAAUCUUCAUGUCAGUCAAAGCAGAUUCUGCUUGUUUAUCCUGCCUGUGUUCUCCUUUCGGAAACGAAGCAGAGCGGUCGAAAGGCCAGCUUGAAAACAGUGGCGUGCCCUGUUCUAAAUGAAGGCUGGGCCAUUAAGCAAAAACAGACGCAGAGAUGGUGUUUCAGGACCAGAGAAAAGCGCAGACUUAAUCCUGGAACAAUGUUCGACAGAUCCGAGCAUCGCUUUCUUCUCAUCUGAAAGAACCGCCCCCCCCCCCACGCCAAGAUGCUGAUUCUCCUGGCAUUUAUCAUCCUCUUCCACAUCACUUCAGCUGCCCUUUUGUUCAUCUCUACAAUUGAUAACGCCUGGUGGGUUGGCGAUGGCUUCUUCACGGACAUCUGGCACCAUUGCUUCAAUGAGAGCAACUGUACAGCCCUGGACCAUACCCUUCCAGAAUACCCGUCUAUCCAGACUGUCCAAGCCACGAUGAUCUUGUCCACGAUUCUUUGCUGCGUGGCCUUUUUCGUCUUCCUCCUUCAGCUCUUCCGCCUGAAGCAAGGCGAGCGGUUUGUGUUGACCUCCAUCAUCCAGCUCUUGUCCUGCCUGUGCGUGAUGAUCGGGGCCUCCGUCUACACCGACCGGCAGGCGGAGCUGCACCGGGGCUCCAGCUACGGCCCGGCUGGGGUGGAGAGCGGCCGGUUCGGCUACUCCUAUGUGCUGGCCUGGGUCGCCUUCGCCUUCACCCUGCUCAGUGGCCUCAUGUACCUCGUCCUGAGGAAGCGCAAAUAAAGCCGGGCGGGCGGCUGGCGAGGGAGGACAGUCCCCCGCCCCCCAGCUCUGCUGGAAUUCCAGCCCCCCUUGUGUAAAUAGAAGCGUUUGUAGUAAAGUUGUGGUUGGGCCUCUCCCCGUCCUUGGCGUCGCAUUACAAGGCCGAUGGGAGGACAGAAGAGACGAAAGAGGUGGGUGGACGGGCACAUCUGGGCAGGGAUGCCCAGCGCCAGCCAGCAGCCUGCAUGGCUCUUGGGUGACUCAGAGCCCGGGCAUGCCGGCCCCCCUCCUGCUUGUGGGGCUUCUCUGGCUCUGCAGCUCCCCAAACAACAGUGGGGCUACUAGGCCUUAACCCAAGGUGGGGCCGGGGGCACACAGGUGGGAGUCUGGCUGUGACUGGCAGCGUGCAGCAGAUGCCAGCCUCCUUAACUCAGGCCCAGCCAGCUGGACGCAGGUUUCCUUUUACGCCCACGAAGCGGAGCUCCUCACCGCCCACAUUGCCCUUGCCCCCCCCCCCGUUCUGUAAAACGCUGAGGGCUGGCGUCUUGCAAGCUGGGGCAACCGUAGCGAAUUCCAGUGCCUCCUGGGUGCCAAAGGCCCUGCUCUGAUCUGCCCUUUGUGCAACAGCACCUCUCAGUGGGGCAGCUGAGGGUCUCACUUUUGCCCUGCCCGGGGGGCACGAGGGCCCUUUGCCCCAGACGAAGCUGCUCCCCAGAGAGGCUCGAGGCCUCCUGAGCUACCUCACUGGAUGCCACGUAAGUCCCGGUCUUGAUCCACAGCUGGAGCCUUUUCCAUGUUUGGCACAGCUCCAGAUGGCCCUUCCUGUGGCCAGGCCCUCCAGUCCAGCCUGGCGCGGAAUUCCUCCCGGUUUUGUCCCUUUCCCCAUUUUCUGAGGAACUUGAAACAUUCCUUCUGCGUGCAUCACGGGAGGAAGCAAAGCCCCGAUGAGGGAGCUCCUCUCGACCUGAGGUGACCCUGCAAUGGCUGCCCGUUGGCGCAGAAGAGGCUGGACUUUGGACUGGCAUUGGCACCAAAGCUUGACCGUGUUUGCAAGCCUCCCAGGCCCCAGAACCGCCGGCAGACAUGGGCAGACUUCAAGGCAGGCCGAUCCAGAGCGGCCGGGGGGGGGGGCCUCCGAAGCAAGACGCACGGGCCACGCUGGGAGAGGGGUGCCCGGAACCGCCAGAGGCCAGGGAGACCCUUACUGACCGUCUUGGACCCGAGGCAGACUCACCGCAUCCCUCCUCUCUGCUGGCAUUUCUUCCAGCCACCCCCAGUUCUCUCCCUCAGGGAAACCAUGUUGCUUUUACUAGAUUGCGACAGGUUCAUUCCUGAAUUUUCUCACUAGGAAAUGAGCGCUACAGAACUAGUGGCUGCUUUUAUGAACACGAAGAACAGGCUCGACCUGCAAGAAUGACAGAUCUUGUCUGCUUUCUAAACAGCCCCUGCGCCAAACCCACAGAGGGCAUCUUAAAUUAGGGUCUUAUUAAGCGGAUAUUUGGAGUGAGAGAAUGGCUUUGUCUGGACUGACAUAGCAUCCUCAGACGUGUGGGAAGGGAUGUGUUCCCGCUAGACAUAUCCUCAUCCUCUUUGGCCUUUAGUGCUUUAAUUCUGCCUUUAAUUUCCACCACUUCCUCCCUUCGGGAUAACCCCUGGUCCACCCCCCCCCUUCCCUCUUCCCUGACCGAGAGCUGACUCUUUAUCUUCAGGCUGUAACUCUAUGCAGACUUUAAAAAUAAGUUUUUGCCACCGGUGAACCUUUAUUCAGAACAACUAACUCCUCUGGUGAUGUUAUAGUUUGAAUUUAUAUUUAUGUUUUAAAAAAAAUAGCACAUGUACACAAAGAUAUAACGCUAUUUACAUUUAAAUUUCUAACUCCUUCGCAAGAAGCAAAGAGGAAGCCUUCCUACAACCAGGCAAUUCUGCCUUAGAAACGCAGAACAGCCCUUUCCCACCAAGUGCAGCUGCAGCUCUACCAGAAGCGGAACAAGCCUCUCUGAGAUGCCAGAGUUCUCCAAGGUUUGGAGCAAUCGAGCAUUUGGGGUUUCUAACAGAGGAUAAAUUUGUAGCUCAAUUCCACCAACAGUGCCUCCGUUGUUUUGUAUUUUAUAUACCUAUCAAAUUGUAUGUGGAAAUAAAACAUUACAACCGGUA